UGUCCAAUCACGAGACUAGAUAGCUUCACAAGAUGGCGGCGCGCUGGGAGCGUAACACCUGCGUUUCUAGGAGCUUCGCGCUGCGGGUGGCUUGAGAUUGUGGGGUCGUACAGGCCCAAGCCAGACAGGACGUCUGGCAGGAACGUUGGCCUCAGAGAUGGCUCUGAGUAAAUCAAUGCAUGCAAGAAAUAGAUACAAGGACAAACCUCCUGACUUUGCAUAUCUGGCAUCCAAAUAUCCAGAUUUUAAGCAACAUGUUCAGAUAAAUCUGAAUGGAAGAGUGAGUCUUAAUUUUAAAGACCCUGAAGCAGUCAGAGCUCUGACUUGUACUCUCCUGAGGGAAGAUUUUGGACUUUCUAUUGAUAUUCCAUUGGAGAGACUAAUUCCCACAGUUCCCUUGAGGCUCAACUAUAUUCAUUGGGUGGAAGAUCUGAUUGGUCACCAGGACUCUGACAAAAGUACUCUGCGAAGAGGAAUUGACAUAGGUACGGGGGCAUCCUGCAUCUAUCCUUUACUUGGAGCAACCUUAAAUGGCUGGUAUUUCCUUGCAACAGAAGUGGAUGACAUGUGUUUCAACUAUGCAAAGAAAAAUGUGGAACAGAAUAACCUAUCUGAUCUCAUAAAAGUGGUGAAAGUGCCACAGAAGACACUCCUGAUGGAUGCUCUUAAAGAAGAAUCUGAGAUAAUCUAUGACUUUUGCAUGUGCAACCCUCCCUUUUUUGCCAAUCAAUUGGAAGCCAAGGGAGUAAAUUCUCGAAAUCCUCGAAGACCUCCACCAAGUUCUGUAAAUACAGGAGGCAUCACAGAGAUCAUGGCAGAAGGAGGUGAAUUAGAGUUUGUCAAAAGGAUCAUUCAUGACAGUUUACAACUUAAAAAAAGAUUAAGGUGGUAUAGCUGUAUGCUGGGAAAGAAAUGCAGCCUGGCACCUCUGAAGGAAGAGCUUCGCAUACAAGGGGUUCCUAAAGUCACCUACACCGAAUUCUGUCAAGGUCGGACAAUGAGAUGGGCCUUAGCUUGGAGUUUUUAUGAUGAUGUAACAGUACCAUCACCACCAAGUAAGCGAAGAAAAUUAGAGAAGCCAAGGAAACCCAUUACGUUUAUAGUGUUGGCAUCUGUGAUGAAAGAAUUAUCCCUCAAAGCAUCUUCUUUGGGCUCUGAGACGGUGGAAGGCAUAGUGGUUGUCACAACAUGGAUUGAAAAAAUUCUCACCGAUCUGAAGGUCCAGCAUAAACGAGUUCCCUGUGGAAAAGAGGAAGUUAGCCUGUUCCUGACAGCCGUAGAAAACUCUUGGAUUCAUUUAAGGAGAAAGAAAAGAGAGCGAGUGAGACAAUUGAGAGAAGUUCCUAGAGCUCCUGAGGAUGUCAUUCAAGCCUUGGAAGAGAAAAAGUCCACCCCCAAAGAGUCCGGCAAUAGCCAAGAAUUGGCCAAGGAUCCCCGGGAGGGUGCCCUGUGUGGGCCUGCUCUGCAGGAAGGCGAGCCUGCCGCUGUUGAGGGCCACUGCCUGAGCCAGGAGUCACUUUCCCAGGAGGAAACCCCAGAACCCAUGGAGGAUGAAAGGAGUGAGGAAAAGGGAGGGAUGGAGGUUUUGGAAAGUUGUAAAGGCUCUAGCAAUGGAGCCCAGGACCAAGAGGCUUCUGAGCAGUUCAGCAACCCAGUGGCUGAAAAGGGCAAACAUCUCCAAGGAGUGGCUGGACAUUACCUGUUUAAGUGUUUGAUAAACGUUAAGAAGGAGGUGGACGAUGCCUUAGUUGAAAUGCAUUGGGUCGAGGGCCAGAACAGGGAUUUGAUGAACCAGCUUUGUACCUAUAUACGUAACCAAAUUUUCAGGCUUGUGGCUAGUUAACUCCAAACUCCUUGCACAGCUGGAAUAGUAUAAAGCAGCUUGUUUUGGAGUGUCCUGUAGGGUGGCAAGAGGAAUUCCACAUUGACCCAUUAGAAUUAUGUGGAGUUUAAAAAAAAAAAAAAAAAUCCCCCAAACCAGAAACCAAUUAAUUCAUUUUUAAACCUCUCCCGGCCCCACCCAGCUUUUUUUAAGGUUACAGGGAGUUGUAGUGUGGUAGUUCAGGAGGAAGAAUUAUAUUAGCAACAGCAAAAAGCCAUCAGUAAACUCAUGAGGGAUUUAAAGCCAACUUAAGCUGGUCCCUGCAGCUUUGGACUGGUUGUCUGAGGCCAAAGGGAUUGUUGGUGGAGUCUGGCCUGGGCAGCACUGCCCAGAGCAUCAUAUUCGCUGCUUCUUGAGGAAGGGUGGCUCUCUUGGCCUACAGUUAGGGCAGAUAGGCCCUGAUUCUCUCUUCUAGGUCACGCUUCGAGACUGACACUGGCUCUGGGUGCAUGUGAUUGAUUGACCCUGUGCCAGUCCUAAGCAAGGAACUGGCCCAGUGGGAGAGUCAGGGAGGAAAGCUUAGUAAUGCCAGAAAGAAGGGCAGAUCUGGGGAAUGGCGCAUUCCUGACUCAGGCUGUUUUGAUGUUUAUUUCAGGAGCAGAAUGAGGUAAACAAAACUCCUAGGUGUGACUGAGACACAGCAGGACGCACCCAUACCCCCACCCCCAGC
Molecule: messenger RNA, 2552 nt
Organism: Propithecus coquereli (Coquerel's sifaka)
Lineage: Eukaryota; Metazoa; Chordata; Mammalia; Primates; Indriidae
Gene: METTL16
Product: methyltransferase like 16
Exons: 10
Coding region: 158-1843 (561 amino acids)
Biological process (GO): rRNA base methylation
Cellular component (GO): nucleus
Molecular function (GO): 23S rRNA (adenine(1618)-N(6))-methyltransferase activity
Source: RefSeq, a predicted model, not a curated record